UGAACACAAGCCAUAUUUAACACGAACUAUUAUCUGACAUCGAUGAUCACGGGCUAACCAAAACAUUCAUACUCUAUUCCCAUCCUUUUUGGUACCAUGGCAACUUCCUCCCCUCCCUUAGAUUUCAAGGUUCACCGGCGUGAACCAGAACUGAUAGCUCCCGCUAAGCCUACCCCUAAAGAAUACAAACUAUUAUCCGACAUCGAUGAUCAAGAGGGCCUUCGUGUCCAACUUCCAAUUAUCCAAUUUUAUCAACACAGUCCUUCCAUGUAUGGAAAAGACCCUGUUAGAGUGCUUAAGGAGGCACUUGCACAAACCUUAGUGUUUUAUUACCCAUUUGCUGGUAGGUUAAGGGAAGGACCUCACCGCAAGCUGAUAGUCGAUUGUACCGGUGAAGGUCUCAUGUUUAUCGAAGCGGAUGCGGAUGUUACACUCAAGCAAUUUGGUGAUGCACUUCAACCACCCUUCCCUUGCUUGGAGGAACUCCUUUAUGAUGUUCCGGGUUCUUCUGGAAUGUUGAAUUGUCCAUUAUUGCUUAUUCAGGUAACACGGCUGAAAUGUAAUGGUUUUAUCUUUGCUCUCCGCCUCAAGUACACUAUGACUGACGGUUCUGGCAUAACCCAAUUCCUGUCUGCCGUAGAAGAAAUAGCUCGAGGUCGGCCUACCCCAUCGAUCCCACCUGUAUGGGAAAGAUAUCUCUUAAUGGCUAGAGAUCCACCAAGAGUCACAUGUAAACAUCGCGAGUAUGAUGAAGUCGAGGAAGCCCUUAUCCCCAACGAUGACAUCGUUCACCGGUCCUUCUUCUUCGGCCCCAUGGAAGUCUCAACACUUCGUAAACUUGUGCCACAACACCUUCAUAAGUCUUCGACGUUUGAGCUAUUAACUGCUUGCUUAUGGCGUUGUCGUACAAUUGCAAUUCAGGCGGAUCCCGAGGAAGAGGUACGUGUUAUGUGCAUUGUAAAUGCACGUUCCAGGUUUAAUCCUCCGUUACCUUUAGGUUAUUACGGGAAUGCAAUCGCGUACCCAGUAGAGGUGGCGCAAUCAGGGAAAGUUUGCCAAAAUCCAUUAGUGUAUUCAAUAGAGCUUGUGAAACAAGCAAAAAAUGCUGUCACGGAAGAAUACAUGAAAUCGGUUGCAGAUUUAAUGGUGAUUAAGGGUCGGCCAAAGUUUAGCCUUGCUAAAUCUUAUCUGGUCUCAGACGCGACGCGUUUCAGGUUAAGAGACAUCGAUUACGGGUGGGGUAAGGCAGUGUACGGUGGUCCGGCUCUCGGUGUAGUUGCUAGUUUUUUAAUACCAUUCAAAAACAAGAAAGGAGUGGAAGGAAUUGUGGUGCCAAUUAGAUUGCCCGCUCAAGCAAUGAAAAUAUUUGUGAAAGAACUAGAGGGUAUGUUAAAGGAAAAGCCAGUGAGUUAAUCUUUGUAAAAUAAAUGGCAUUUUAUUACUCAUCUGCCGGUAGGUUAAGGGAAAGACAUUAGCAUAAACUGAUGGUUGAUUGAACCGGCGAUCAUCAUUUUCUUGUUUCAACUUCUGUAUGAUGUUUCGGAUUCAUUUCGAGUGUUAAAUUAUCCAUGAUUACUUAUUCAAGUGAUUAUUUUUAAUUA
Messenger RNA from Hibiscus syriacus, 1601 nucleotides. RefSeq names its product benzyl alcohol O-benzoyltransferase-like. Lineage: Eukaryota; Viridiplantae; Streptophyta; Magnoliopsida; Malvales; Malvaceae. The record is from RefSeq and is a predicted model, not a curated record. The coding region runs from base 97 to 1413 and encodes 438 amino acids. The transcript has 2 exons.